AUGGCAAAUUUCAAGGGCCACGCUCUCCCAGGGAGCUUCUUCUUGAUAGUUGGACUGUGGUGGUCAGUGAAGUACCCACUGAAGUACUUUCACCAAAAGGGGAAGAGCAGCCGACUGACUCACCACUAUCAGCGUCUGGAGGUCACUGAGGCCGCCAUCAGAACUCUAUUUUCAGUCAUCGGCAUGCUGGCAGAGCAGUUUGUUCCGGACGGGCCCCACCUCCACCUGUCCCACGAGGACCACUGGGUAAAGCUCAUGAACUGGCAGCACAGCACCAUGUACCUGUUCUUUGGGGUCUCGGGACUCGUGGACAUGCUGACCUACCUCAUCACCCACAUCCCCUUGGGGCUGGACAGACUGGUCAUGGCUGUGGCAGUUUCCAAUGAAGGCUUCCUCUUGUACCACCAUGUCCACCACCGGCCACCGCUGGACCAGCACAUCCACUCCCUCCUGCUGUGUGCCGUGUUCGCGGGGGCUGUCAGCCUCACCUUGGAAGUGAUCCUCCGGGACAACAUCGUGCUGGAACUCUUCCGUACCAGCCUCGUUAUCCUUCAGGGCACCUGGUUCUGGCAGAUCGGGUUCGUGCUGUUCCCGCUUUUUGGAGCACCCGAAUGGGACCAGAAAGAUGACGCCAACAUCAUGUUCAUCACCAUGUGCUUCUGCUGGCACUACUUGGCCGCCCUCUGCAUUGUGGCCAUCAGCUACUCGCUGGUUUACUGCUUCCUGACACGGGUAAAGAGGCCUGGAGACAGAGAAAUCAUUGGGAUUCACAAGCUGAAGUCAGAUCACACCUACCAAAAGAUCCUCCUGAGCGGCUCUGAUGAGGACUAG
Messenger RNA from Globicephala melas (long-finned pilot whale), 831 nucleotides. RefSeq names its product transmembrane protein 45B (gene TMEM45B). The record is from RefSeq and is a predicted model, not a curated record. NCBI's taxonomy places the organism in Eukaryota, Metazoa, Chordata, Mammalia, Artiodactyla, Delphinidae.